Sinocyclocheilus anshuiensis is the source of this 2171-nucleotide messenger RNA. RefSeq names its product sorting nexin 2 (gene snx2). Gene Ontology annotation, cellular component: endosome membrane; endosome. The record is from RefSeq and is a predicted model, not a curated record. Gene Ontology annotation, biological process: early endosome to Golgi transport. Lineage: Eukaryota; Metazoa; Chordata; Actinopteri; Cypriniformes; Cyprinidae. Gene Ontology annotation, molecular function: phosphatidylinositol binding. The transcript is spliced from 18 exons. The coding region runs from base 150 to 2045 and encodes 631 amino acids.
GUGUGUGUGUUGUUUUUGUGGGCGUUCUGCGCUGUGAGGGCGGAGCAUGAGCUGCAUGAAGCGCUUCUGUCAUGAGACUGAGUCACGUGACUGGCUUCAGCACACACUCGUUCUCUGACUGAGACUUUAUUCGGCUGUUAUUGUAGAAGAUGGCGGAGGAAAGGGAGCCUCCACCGCUGCCCGGUGUCCCGGAGCCGCAGGACGCGGAGGAUCUGUUCGUCAGCGCGAUGGAGGAUGCUGAACGGAGUUUGUCUCCAGAAGACAUCAGCAGCAGCUCUAACGGACCCAAAGCCGAGCACAUGCUGCUGGACCACGACCCCGACCCCGACGACCUCUUCGCUGAAGCGACGGAGGAAGUGUCUCUGGACAGUCCAGAGCGGCAGAUGAUCCUGUCAGACGGUCCGUCUCCCGCCGUCACACCCGUCACGAUUAACCCCAGAGCAGACGUGUUCGACCGCUCGCCGGACCAGGAUGAAGAUGAAGAGGAAAACAGGGACACGUUUGACAUCCAGAUCUCCGUUUCUGACCCUGAGAAAGUUGGUGACGGCAUGAAUGCGUACAUGGCCUAUAAAGUGACGACCAAAACCAGUCUGUCCAUAUUCAGCAGAGACGAGGUCUGCGUCAAGAGGCGCUUCAGCGAUUUUCUGGGUUUGCACAGUAAAUUAGCCUCCAAGUACAUGCACAUCGGCUACAUCGUUCCUCCUGCUCCUGAGAAGAGCAUUGUGGGAAUGACUAAGGUCAAAGUGGGGAAAGAGGAUCUGUCAUCGGUUGAGUUUGUAGAGAAGAGAAGAUCUGCUUUGGAAAGGUAUAUGCUGAGGACCGUCAAACAACCAGCGCUGCUCAAAGACCCCGAUGUCCUGCAGUUUUUGGAGAGUUCAGAGCUGCCGCGAGCGGUUAGCACACAGGCGCUGAGUGGGGCCGGAAGUGUGCGUGUCUUUAUUUUGAAGCAUGCAUACUGUUAUCAUCAUCAUUUGGACGAAGUGUUUGUGUGUUCCUGUAUAAAGUGGUUUGAGGAGAAACAGCAGCAGUUUGAGAAUCUGGACGUUCAGCUCAGAAAACUUCACGCUAGUGUGGAAUCACUGGUGUUUAACAGGAAGGAGCUGUCUGUGAACACGGCGUCGUUCGCUAAAAGCGCGGCUAUGCUGGGAAACUCGGAGGAUCACACGGCGCUGUCGCGAGCUCUGUCCCAGCUGGCCGAGGUGGAGGAGAAGAUCGACCAGCUGCAUCAGGAUCAGGCCUGCGCUGAUUUCUACCUGAUCUCAGAGCUGCUGGGAGACUAUGUGCGGCUCAUCACCGCCGUUAAAGGCGUGUUUGACCAGCGGAUGAAAACAUGGGCCAAAUGCCAGGAUGCUCAGGUGAUGCUGCAGCGCAAGAGAGAAGCCGAAGCCAAACUACAGCACGCCAACAAACCCGACAAACUGCAGCAGGCCAAAGACGAGAUCAGAGAGGAGAUCGAGGAGAUUACAGUCAGUACAGUGUCACACAUCUAUCAGACUUACAUCUUUAUUUUGAAGCAUGCAUACUGUUAUCAUCAUCAUUUGGACGAAGUGUUUGUGUGUUCCUGUAUAAAGUGGUUUGAGGAGAAACAGCAGCAGUUUGAGAAUCUGGACGUUCAGCUCAGAAAACUUCACGCUAGUGUGGAAUCACUGGUGUUUAACAGGAAGGAGCUGUCUGUGAACACGGCGUCGUUCGCUAAAAGCGCGGCUAUGCUGGGAAACUCGGAGGAUCACACGGCGCUGUCGCGAGCUCUGUCCCAGCUGGCCGAGGUGGAGGAGAAGAUCGACCAGCUGCAUCAGGAUCAGGCCUGCGCUGAUUUCUACCUGAUCUCAGAGCUGCUGGGAGACUAUGUGCGGCUCAUCACCGCCGUUAAAGGCGUGUUUGACCAGCGGAUGAAAACAUGGGCCAAAUGCCAGGAUGCUCAGGUGAUGCUGCAGCGCAAGAGAGAAGCCGAAGCCAAACUACAGCACGCCAACAAACCCGACAAACUGCAGCAGGCCAAAGACGAGAUCAGAGAGGAGAUCGAGGAGGUAGGACCUUCGCUUUGAUUUGAUUUGCUGUCUCCAUCGUCACGUCUGCUGUCUCACACACACUUAUAUUUGCAUUCUGUAGAUCAGAGACUAAUUAUGGAUUCAUCAGACGCACCUGACAUGCUUACAAACACUACAGCGUCU